CAGACCCCCCGAUUCCGCCUCUGGGGCUGGGAGCCUCCGCGUCUCUGUCUCUUCUCUCUCUGGGGCGCUGGUGGGGCGGCGUCCAUGGGCUCCGCUGGGCUCCCCCUGAUGCUGCUGCUGGUGGGGGCGCUGACCCGGAUCCUCGGAAGCGAAGGGGGGAAGGAGACCCCCGCCCAUUUCCUGGCCCAGUGGAAGGGCGAGUGCCAUUUCUCCAACGGGACGCGGCGGGUGCGACUCCUGCACCGGUAUAUCUACGACCGGCAGGAAAUCGCCCGCUUCGACAGCGACCUCGGGAAAUACGUGGCCGUCACUCCGUUGGGGCAGCCCGCUGUGGACCAGUGGAACAGCGAUAAGCGCAUCCUGCAGUACCUGAGGGCCGCCGUGGAUGCCUUCUGCCGAAACAACUACGGGGUUGCCCAGAGAGCUUCCGUGGUUGGCCGGAGAGCCAAGCCCACCAUCUCCAUCUCCCCCACCAAGCUGGACCCCGCUUCCCCUAACACCAUCCUCCUCUGCAUCGUGAGGGGCUUCUAUCCCAUGGAGAUCGAGGUCCGGUGGCUGAAGAAUGGGCAGCCAGAGAAGGAGGGUGUGGCCUUCGGGGAGGAGCUCCAGAACGGAGACUGGACCUACCAGCUCCAGGUGACGCUGGAGCCCCAGCCCCAGCGGGGGGACGUCUACACUUGCCAGGUGGAGCAUGCCAGCCUGGAGGCCCCGAUCACCGUCCAGUGGGAGCCCCGAUCCUCCAAUUCUGCCAGGAGCAAACUCUGGACAGGGAUCGUGGCAGCCGUGAUCGGGGUGAUCUUCUUUGCCAUGGGGCUCUCCCUCUACCUGAAGAGCAAGAAAGCAACUCCCAUCCAGCCACCUGCAACACUUGUGAAUUAAUCCUGCCGUCCUUCCUGAUUCCUGAUGGGAAAGGAAGUUUUUUUUUCCCAGUAGCUGAUGAAUUUCUGUCUUUCUUGCAAUGUCUGAAAAAUGGAGGCUCAAGAUUUUAGAUUGGGGAGAGGAGGAGAAUGGCAGCCUGGAGCUUCUGCUGCUGAGACCCCUCUGGCUUUCCUUUCAGGGCCUCCCUUUCUUGGUAGGGAGGAAGGGAUGUCUGUCACUCCAGACAUCCAACUAUGCUUUGAACCCACAGCAGCUUCAUCUCCAUCACUCUUCCUCCGAAUCCCUUCCCUUCCCUUUGCAGUAAAAGAAUAAAAUUUAGAUUGUAGGAAAA
Crotalus tigris (Tiger rattlesnake) is the source of this 1210-nucleotide messenger RNA. Its product is annotated as H-2 class II histocompatibility antigen, E-S beta chain-like. The transcript has 6 exons. Gene Ontology annotation, molecular function: MHC class II protein complex binding. NCBI's taxonomy places the organism in Eukaryota, Metazoa, Chordata, Lepidosauria, Squamata, Viperidae. Gene Ontology annotation, biological process: immunoglobulin production involved in immunoglobulin-mediated immune response; antigen processing and presentation of exogenous peptide antigen via MHC class II; immune response. Bases 85 to 879 code for a protein of 264 amino acids. The record is from RefSeq and is a predicted model, not a curated record. Gene Ontology annotation, cellular component: MHC class II protein complex; membrane.